GCUCCCCGCCUCUCUCCGCCCACCGCCAGAGCCAUGAAGGUCGCUAGUGGCAGCGCCGUGGCCACCGCGGGCCCCAGCUGCGCGCUGAAAGCCGGCAAGACGGCGGGCGGUGCGGGCGAGGUGGUGCGCUGCCUGUCGGAGCAGAGCGUGGCCAUCUCGCGCUGCGCCGGGACGCGCCUGCCCGCGCUGCUGGACGAGCAGCAGGUGAACGUGCUGCUGUACGACAUGAACGGCUGCUACUCGCGCCUCAAGGAGCUGGUGCCCACCCUGCCCCAGAACCGCAAGGUGAGCAAGGUGGAGAUCCUCCAGCACGUCAUCGAUUACAUCAGAGACCUGCAGCUCGAACUCAACUCCGAAGCCGAAGUCGGGACUCCGGGCGGCCGGGGCUUACCGGGUCGGGCUCCGCUGAGUACCCUCAACGGCGAGAUCAGCUCCCUGACGGCCGAGGCGGCGUGCGUUCCAGCCGAUGACCGCAUCUUGUGUCGCUGAGGCGCUUGCCCCCGCCCGGGGACCGACGAACCCCCCAGCCCUGCAGGGGUGGUGGUGGGUGUUUGGGGAGAAGAGUCAGUGCUCUCUGGUUAUCCCCCCGCCACGUACCCCUCCACGUCCACCCCGUGCGUUGCCAGAGCAGGGGGCGAGGAGCAAAACCGACAGAAGCUCGCCGAGUCCGGCCCGGGGCUGGGGUCGAGGGGAACGGCCGCGGGCAGGCCGGCCCUCCAGCCACACACCUGCCAGUCUCCAGUGACUGCCGCGCAGGGGCGGGCGGGGGGGACACACUUAUCCCCCUCCUCGUUUGUUUUUUGAAAAGCAAGACAUUUUAAAAAAUGGUCACGUUUGGUGCUUCUCAGAUUUCUGAGGAAAUUGCUUCGUAUUGUAUAUUACAAUGAUCACCGGCUGAGAAUAUUGUUUUACAAUAGUUCCGUGGGAUGGAAGGGGGUGGGAGGGAUGUGUUUUCCUUUUUGUUAUUAAACAAAUACUUUCGAUGA
Ochotona princeps (American pika) is the source of this 986-nucleotide messenger RNA. It is a transcript of the gene ID1, whose product is annotated as inhibitor of DNA binding 1. Lineage: Eukaryota; Metazoa; Chordata; Mammalia; Lagomorpha; Ochotonidae. The record is from RefSeq and is a predicted model, not a curated record. Gene Ontology annotation, biological process: circadian regulation of gene expression; cell differentiation; negative regulation of transcription by RNA polymerase II. The coding region runs from base 34 to 489 and encodes 151 amino acids. Gene Ontology annotation, molecular function: protein dimerization activity; transcription regulator activity. Gene Ontology annotation, cellular component: cytoplasm; nucleus. The transcript has 2 exons.